Molecule: messenger RNA, 3217 nt
Organism: Artibeus jamaicensis (Jamaican fruit-eating bat)
Lineage: Eukaryota; Metazoa; Chordata; Mammalia; Chiroptera; Phyllostomidae
Gene: NSUN2
Product: NOP2/Sun RNA methyltransferase 2
Exons: 20
Coding region: 272-2635 (787 amino acids)
Biological process (GO): tRNA methylation
Cellular component (GO): cytoplasm; nucleus
Molecular function (GO): tRNA binding; tRNA (cytidine-N5)-methyltransferase activity
Source: RefSeq, a predicted model, not a curated record
CCCCGGCGCUGCCUCGCCCUCCCCCUUCUGCGCAUGCGCGAUCGCAGGUUGUCCCCGGAGCUGCCUGAAGCCGUGUGAGAAACCUGGACAGUCCACGCGGAGACGCCUCUGUGACUGCUUUCUGUUGCCACUUGUCCACUCAGGUCCUUACAGGCCCGGGAGAGACGGAGGCGCGGACCUACGGGGACCUCGAGCAGCAGCACGGAAGUGCGCGCAGCCAGAGGUGGCGUGUCGGUGGUGGUGGCGGGCGGCGUGCACAACCUCGUGGACCAUGGGGCGGCGGGCGCGGGGCCGGCGGCUCCAGCAGCAGCAACAGCGGCGGCCCGAGGACUCGGAGGAUGGAGCCGAGGGCUUCGGGAAGCGUAAUAAUACGGGCUGGGAGGGCGGGUACCCGGAGAUCGUCAAGGAGAACAAGCUCUUUGAGCACUACUAUCAGGAGCUCAAGAUUGUACCGGAGGGCGAGUGGGACCAAUUCAUGGAUGCGCUCAGGGAGCCCCUCCCGGCCACUUUAAGAAUUACUGGUUAUAAAAGCCAUGCAAAAGAAAUUUUACAUUGCUUAAAGAACAAGUAUUUCAAGGAAUUGGAGAACCUGGAGGUGGACGGUCAGAAAGUUGAAGUUCCACAACCCCUGAGCUGGUAUCCUGAAGAACUUGCCUGGCACACAAAUUUGAGCCGAAAAAUCUUGAGAAAGUCUCCACAAUUGGAAAAGUUUCACCAGUUUCUGGUUAGCGAAACGGAAUCUGGGAAUAUCAGUCGGCAAGAAGCUGUUAGUAUGAUUCCACCAUUGUUGCUUAAUGCUCAACCUCACCAUAAGAUCUUAGAUAUGUGUGCAGCACCUGGAUCAAAGACCACACAAUUAAUUGAAAUGCUGCAUGCCGACAUGAGUGUCCCUUUUCCAGAGGGAUUCGUCAUCGCGAAUGACGUGGACAACAAGCGCUGCUAUCUGCUUGUUCAUCAGGCCAAGAGGUUGAGUAGUCCCUGCAUCAUGGUGGUCAACCACGAUGCAUCCAGCAUACCGAGACUCAUGGUAGAUGUGAAUGGAAGGAAAGAGGUUCUCUUCUACGAUCGUAUCUUGUGUGAUGUCCCUUGCAGUGGAGAUGGCACUAUGAGAAAAAACAUUGAUGUUUGGAAAAAGUGGACCACCCUAAAUAGCUUGCAGCUGCAUGGCUUACAGCUGCGGAUUGCUACUCGGGGUGCUGAGCAGCUAGUGGAGGGCGGUAGGAUGGUAUAUUCUACAUGUUCACUGAAUCCCAUUGAAGAUGAAGCAGUCAUAGCAUCUUUACUGGAAAAAAGUGAAGGUGCUUUGGAGCUUGCUGAUGUGUCUUCUGAAUUGCCAGGCCUGAAGUGGAUGCCCGGACUCACACAGUGGAAGGUGAUGACGAAAGAUGGACAGUGGUUUGCAGAGUGGGACGAGGUUCCUCACAGCAGACAUACCCAGAUUCGGCCGACCAUGUUCCCACCGAAGGACCCGGAGAAGUUACAGGCAAUGCGUCUAGAGCGGUGUCUUAGAAUAUUACCACAUCAUCAAAAUACUGGAGGGUUCUUUGUGGCAGUAUUAGUGAAAAAGUCUUCAAUGCCAUGGAAUAAGCGUCCACCAAAGCUGCAGGGGGAGUCUGCAAAGCCGAGAGACCCUGUGCAGUCCAGCCCUGCAGGUCCCACGGAAGAGAAAGCUGCAAGUCCCUCAGAGCUAGAAAGGAAGCUGGUUACUGGAAUUGGUGAUGCCGAAACAAUAGAAAGGACUGAGGAUUUAGAGAAAAAUGGAAAUAAGAAAGAUGGCGUGUGUGGUCCUCCUCCAUCAAAGAAAAUGAAGUUAUUUGGAUUUAAAGAAGAUCCAUUUGUGUUUAUCCCUGAAGAUGACCCUUUAUUUCCACCUAUUCAGAAAUUUUAUGCUCUAGAUCCUUCAUUCCCAAGGAUGAAUUUAUUAACUCGAACUACAGAAGGGAAGAAAAGGCAACUCUACAUGGUUUCCAAGGAGCUGAGAAACGUGCUGCUGAACAAUAGUGAGAGGAUGAAGGUUAUUAACACUGGGAUAAAAGUCUGGUGUCGAAACAACAGCGGAGAAGAGUUUGACUGUGCAUUCCGGUUGGCACAAGAGGGAAUCUAUACAUUGUAUCCAUUUAUUAAUUCAAGAAUUAUCAGUGUAUCAUUGGAAGAUGUUAAAAUUCUACUAACCCAGGAAAAUCCAUUUUUUAGAAAACUUAGUAAUGAGACUUACAGCCAAGCCAAGGACCUGGCCAAGGGGAGCGUCGUCCUGAAGUAUGAGCCAGACCCUACGAAACCAGACACCCUGCAGUGCCCCAUUGUGUUAUGCGGGUGGCGGGGAAAGGCCUCAAUUCGAACUUUUGUGCCCAAGAACGAAAGGCUGCAUUAUCUCAGGAUGAUGGGGCUGGAGGUGCUGGCAGAAAAGCGGAAAGAGAGGACUGCCGUGACAAAUGAGAGUGAUGAGGGCGCAGCCAGCUCUGGGCCGCCGGAAGACGAGGUGAAUGCUGACCAGGGAGCAGAACGGGCUGCCAGUCCAGAUGCUGCCAGCACAGGCAGUGACUCGGCCGGGGCCCCUCUGCCCGGCAAGGAGACCCAGGCAGACUCCGGGGUAGACACCUUGGUAUCUACAGCCGAAUCCAGAACUGACCUGUAAGGUACAUGUUUUUAAAGACUGGCCACUGACGGAUGAUAGGAGCAUCUACGAAUGAUUUCUGUGCUGCUUUCAUAUGAGCUUAUGAAAAGUAUUUUUUCAGCUUGUUAGAAGUCUCUCAUUUUACUUUGCUCUCUGGCAAAGCUGGGUCCAGUGUGACUGUUGCAGGUAGUAGACUUUCACAGUUAAAGUCUUCACUUCGAUCAGGAAAUACAACUGCCCUUGCAGGAGUUUCCACGCCCCUUUUGUUGUGCCUGUAUUGUUCUUAAAGUCCACCGUUUCUCUUAAUUAUUUAUAGAAAGAGUCUUUAUCUCCUGAUGAGAUAUUGGAAAACUGUACCCUGAGCUUUAAUAAUUGUAUUAAGUUGCACAAUAGCAGUGCGGCAUUAAUAUGCAGAAGAGUAAGUAUCUGAGGUCUCAGAUGAUUUCUGUGCCUUUGUAAUAAAGGGUAAAAUAAAUUUUUUCAGAGUAAAAGCUAUACCAUGAAUUGUGAUACUCAUUAUGAGGGUAUUAUGUGCUUUUAGUGAACGGAAUGCUUUGCAAUUUUAAUUUUAAAUGGUGUUUGGGAUUCCUGAAACAUUCAAAU